Molecule: messenger RNA, 1085 nt
Organism: Nerophis ophidion (straightnose pipefish)
Lineage: Eukaryota; Metazoa; Chordata; Actinopteri; Syngnathiformes; Syngnathidae
Product: C-C chemokine receptor type 8-like
Exons: 2
Coding region: 93-908 (271 amino acids)
Biological process (GO): positive regulation of Rho protein signal transduction; phospholipase C-activating G protein-coupled receptor signaling pathway
Molecular function (GO): lysophosphatidic acid receptor activity
Source: RefSeq, a predicted model, not a curated record
CAUGAUGCUCUCCAACUUGCAAAGCAGCCUCUCGCCUGUGUAGUAUCACACUGAUCAUUUAAAAGGUUUGGAUUGAAAGAGCUUCUGACAAGAUGAACUUGUCAUCUCAGAUGGACUACAGUUCCUGCUUCAUCAAUUCGCCCAUGCGCCCCGUGCUCAUGCUGAAUCACUUCACCAACGUGUUCUUACUCCCCCUCUUCAUCUUCAUCCUGUACGCCGCUUUCGGUCAGACCUCUUCCUUCACUCACUCUGACAUGUUCACUUUCCACAUGGCUGCCAUCGAGCUGAUCGGUGUGGCGGCCAGCGUCAUGCAGGUUCACGCCAUGUUGGCGAAGCUUCCUCACAUGAUCAUUUUGGGCAGUAAAUUCUUUUACCUCACAUGGUUCGGUCAGGUGUUCUUUCACGCACUGACCUGCGUGGAUCGCUAUUUGGCGGUGGUCCAUCCCGUCACCUACCUGGGGCUGAGGCAGAGCCAGGGUGUGCGACUCCGAAACAUCAUCAUAGCAGGUGUUUGGCUGUUUUGCAUCCUUCAAGCCAUUGUUCUAAAACACGGUAUGUUCGCAAUCAUAGUGGACAACAUCAUCUUGUGCUCUGCCUUAAUUGUUGUGGCCUUCUGCAGCCUUUCAGUCCUGUACUCUCUGAUUGGACCAGGGCGAGGGUCAAAAUGCAGAAAUAAGAUCAACCAGAGCAAACGAAGGGCCUUUCUUACAAUCGUGGUCAUCCUGGGGGUGUUGUUCUUGAGGUUAAUUUGUAGUCAGACGGUGAAAUUGGUUUCCAUUGUUGUUUACCCCUUCAACUUCACUCAUUGUGUGCUGAUCGGGAUUGAAACCAUCACGGGCCUCCCCAGCUCGUUGGUGUUGCCCCUCCUCUUCCUCCACAAAACAUGGCCAGUGCCGUGCUGUCAGUGAGCCUAGCCUGUGCUUGCACCCAUAAAGUAACGUCAGUGACUGUGAUUUCUUCUUCUGUAUACUGAAGUACAUCAAAAUGUAAUCAACAUUGUUUUCAAGCUCUCACUAAUUUCUUUUUCCUAAUAACUGCUUGUGUGUAUCUAAAUGUGCAUUAAAAUCUGGCAUGUCAUGUUUAAA